AUGUUGCGGUUAAGCUAUAGCGUCUACUUAGUUCUACACUAUUUAUACGAGGUUACCCCAGGCUUGCCAGGCUGCCACACGCCGCAUCACCGUUACCAGAGCCACCACGGUAACCUACACCAUCAUCACGGCCACAAUCAUAACGGUGCCGGACAGCAUCAGCCGCUGCAGCGGCAUGCCACGGGCCCUGGAGCUGGUGGAACGAAUUGGGCUGCCUGCGGAAAUGGGCCGGUGAGCAUUGGCCCAACUGGAGGUGGGCAACGUAAGGGCGGCGACUCUACUCCGGGGCCUGUGGUCUCACGACACGCUCCGGCCAGGGACAAUUCGCCAUCACCUCCACAAGUGUCAGGCAGCGCUCACCAUACUCAGACGCACAAUGUACCUCAUGGGCAUGGUACCGGUCACUCACAGCAACAAACGCAUCAUAAUCAGCCGCACUCGGGUCAUCAUCUUACUUCAGGACAGAACCAUGCUAGCAGACGGGGACACGACACUACCACUGGAGAGACAACAAAUCCGGCAACCGGUGGCGGCAGGGCAGGGGAAGAAGCUAGAGUGAAAGGCACAGGUCUCAGAGCUGGUGAACAGGCCGUAGGAGCUGAAGCUACUGGUUCUGGACAUGGUGGUGGGGCCGCUGCAGCGGGUCGAUAUUUCGAUGAUAUGGAGACUCAGAUGAUCGUCAAGGUGUUCCGCGACUUCUUUAACAAGGGUAGUUGUCCCAGCCUUAGCGAAGUCCGACGUCGUAUUGUCAAUACUCUUCUUCAGGGACGUCGCAACGCUACUAGCGUGCGUGCCAAGGUCAAGCGACUGCAAACCAGCGGCCGGUGGACCGAUUUUACAGCAGCUGCAGCACUAUUCUUUGAUCUUCCUAUUAUUACGGCUGUUGAAAUUCUCCCGGAUUUAGGCGCUGGUUAUGGCCGGUUUUUCAGUUCCUAUGCUUAG
This is a messenger RNA of Protopolystoma xenopodis, 942 nucleotides long. NCBI's taxonomy places the organism in Eukaryota, Metazoa, Platyhelminthes, Monogenea, Polystomatidea, Polystomatidae. The record is from the annotation of a GenBank genome assembly.